Molecule: messenger RNA, 5093 nt
Organism: Megalobrama amblycephala (Wuchang bream)
Lineage: Eukaryota; Metazoa; Chordata; Actinopteri; Cypriniformes; Xenocyprididae
Product: dermatan-sulfate epimerase-like protein
Exons: 2
Coding region: 992-4633 (1213 amino acids)
Molecular function (GO): chondroitin-glucuronate 5-epimerase activity
Source: RefSeq, a predicted model, not a curated record
UUGUGUCAUAUAUAUUGUUAAAGAACAAUUUUGUACGAAUGUUCUAUUAUAUCAGUUUCUCGUGUGUGUGUGUGUGUGUGUGUGUGUGUGUGUGUGUGUGUGUGUGUGUGUGUGUGUGUGUGUGUGAGAGAGAGCGCCCUCUACCGUCAGCGGUCGCUAUGGUAACGUCAGUGUCAUCGACGGAGCCGCAGACAAAUGGCAGGACGCGCGGAACAUCAGGCGCGGUGAACGCGAUGAAAUCACGCGUUAGCGGAUGGAUGCGGACGAACAGACAUCAGAAGUGUCAUCUCUGAGGACCAUUAGACGGACACUGGAAUAUCCGUUAUUCGAGAUGCCGUGGAUUGAGCCUUUUCUCCGUUUCUGCUCGAACUUUCCAUUAACUUGCGUUCUUCUCCUACAUCUGUCUGCAGUGCACGGUGAAUGCGCGCGCCCGCCGGUGGAUAACAGACGACGGACAUGUUUUUACUCGUUAGGAAUACAGAUCCGCUCCUGAGAGGGUCAGACAGUGAUGCAUCAUGAUCAUGUCGUGUGUGUGUGUGUGUGUGUUGUGAUCAGAGGAAAGAUUGAUGGAGGAUCGAUGAUGAUGAUGAUGAUGAUGAUGACGAUGAUGGGCAGAUGCGCGUGCACACAAUCACAAUCAUCACCUGGCAGCUCAGUUUAAUGGAUUUCAGACAACUAGGUCGGAUUUUUCUUACAAAUGAAUGGAUUAGUGACUCGCACCUCACACCACACAUCACUCUUCAUCUCAUUCUCUCUGCAGGGUUCAGAUUGGACAUUUCUGAGCUCUUUACCGCAUCAUAUCAGGCUGCGGAGGCCAAAGGAAACGCUCGCUAUAGUCCAAGUCAAUACCAACUAAAACAAGCAGCCAUUAUCAUUUGUAUGCCAUGAAAAAAAUCCCUUUGAAUGAGAAGGUGAAGUGGGGAGAAGCUGCCCAGAUUAAAUCAGGGGGGAAAGGAGCAUUAUAGCCAGCAAGAAAAGGACAAAAAGGAAGAUGUUUUGGACGGUGGCUUGGAGGUCCAUAGGGUGGCCUACAUUUGUAGCAUCCCUAUUUCUAGCAGUGGGACCUACAUUCUCUGGAGUCUUUAAUGCCUCAGGAAAAGAUAUUUUUAGUGACUUUGGACAGUUCCAGCUCACUGAGAACAGCCCAGCAGAGCUACGUAAACUCCAAGCCUCUAAUCUUCAUCCCAACUUGUACUUUAACCAAGACGAUAUACCACUGUUGAGGCAAAGGUCAACUACAACUCAUAGCCACAUUUUUAAAGCGAUCCGGACAGCUGUGUUGACCAUGCUCUCCACCGGCCCGCUCUACAUGCCACCCACAAAGCAUGAUGAGUUCACCAGCAAAUGGAAUGAGAUUUAUGGAAACAACCUCCCUCCUCUGGCCCUUUACUGUUUACUGUAUCCCGAGGACACUGCUGCCAUGCACUUCCUGAUUAAGUUUAUGGACCGAAUGUCGGAAUAUCCGGACUGGAAAGUGACCAGCGCACCCAAUGAUGAAGUUCCAAUGGCUCAUUCGCUCACUGGAUUUGCUACUGCUUUUGACUUCAUCCACUCACUCCUGGACCAGCAGCGCCGAGACCUGUACUUAAAGAAGAUUUGUGCUGCAACCAGAGAGCUCUACGAGACAUCAAAGUACCGGGGCUGGGGGAAGCAGUUCCUUCAGAACCAUCAGGCCACUAACAUUGUCGCUAUUCUGACUGGAGCAAUAGUCGUGGGCGCACAUGACGUCACUGAGUCGAUGGUUUGGAAACAGGUGUCUGUAAAUUACAUGGAGAAGACAAUGUUUCUGUUAAAUCAUGUGGUAGACGGCUCUCUGGACGAGGGAGUUGCAUACGGGAGUUACACAGCAAAGUCAAUCACGCAGUAUGUUUUCCUGGCGCAGCGCCACUUCAAAGUAGACAACACGCAGAACAACUGGCUGCGCACUCAUUUCUGGUUUUAUUAUGCCACUCUGCUUCCAGGGUUCCAGAGGACGGUUGGUAUAGGGGACUCAAACUAUAACUGGUUCUACGGACCAGAGAGCCAGUUAGUCUUUUUAGAUUCUUUUGUGAUCAAAAACGGGUCAGGGAAUUGGCUGGCACAGCAGAUUAGGAAGCACAGGCCUAAAGACGGUCCCAUGGGUCAGUCCUUGGCCCAGCGCUGGACAACGCUUCACACAGAGUUUAUCUGGUAUAAUGCCGACCUCACGCCACAACCCCCUUAUGGCUACAGUAAGGCCAAGAUGCACAUAUUCUCAAACUGGGGUGUGGUGACGUACGGGGCUGGUUUAUCUGUUGCCCAAGGCAACACCUUUGUCUCUUUUAAGUCUGGAAAGCUGGGUGGCCGGGCAGUGUUUGACAUUGUCCAUGCCAAGCCUUACUCAUGGGUGGACGGCUGGAACAGCUUCAACCCCGGUCAUGAGCACCCCGACCAAAACUCAUUUACUUUCGCCCCGAAUGGGCAAGUAUUUGUUUCCGAGGCUUUGUAUGGCCCCAAAUACAGCUUCUUAAACAAUGUGUUAGUGUUCAGCCCUUCCCCGACUAGCCAGUGUAACGUGCCUUGGGAAGGACAGCUCGGCGAAUGUGCCAAGUGGCUGCGCUGGACAGACGAAGGGGUCGGAGACUCGGCGGGAGAGCUGAUCGCCGCUUCUGCCCACGGAGACUCUAUGUUUGUGAGCGGGGAAGCGGCCGCUGCGUACUCCUCGGCCAUGAGACUGAAGAGCGUGUACCGCGCCCUGCUUCUCCUCAACUCACAGACCCUCCUGGUGGUUGACCAUGUUGAGAAAAGAGUCGACUCGCCAGUGAACACGGUCAGUGCGUUCUUUCACAAUCUGGAUAUUGACUUCAAGUAUGUGCCCCAUAGUUUCACAGACAGGUACAAUGGGGCGUUGAUGGACGUCUGGGAUGCUCAUUACAAAAUGUUCUGGUUUGACAGUCAGGGACACAGUCCUGAUACACAGAUACAGGAGGCUGAGCAGGAGGCAGAGUUUAAAAAGAGGUGGACACAGUUUAUCAACGUCACCUUUCCUUUCACAGAUUCGGUGAGUAGAAUAGCGUACGUGAUGCACGGGCCCUACGUGAAAGUUUCUGACUGUAGGUUCGUUGAAAGCAGUAAGAACGGGCUCAAACUUUCUCUCGUCAUCAACAACACUGAGAAAAUAGUCUCGAUAGUUACAAAUCACAAAGACAUUGGGGCACGUUCGAGCUAUCUGGGCUUUGGGGGUUACGCUAAGGUGGAAGACAGACAUCAGAUUGUCCGGUUUGGCUUUGGGACGCAGCGUGUCCCCGAGCAGACCAAGCUGCACAAUCAUCUGUUCGACUUUGGAGUUACGGUGAAUGUUGCCGCUGGGGUAACGCUGUGUGUGGCAAUUGUUUUCUUGACCCUACAGCGCAAGUUUUACGUUUGCUUUAGCAGACUGAUGCGUUACGCUUUGCUUUCUGUCUUAAUGCUGUGGAUAACCGAGCUCCUGUUCGUCUCAAACAGCUGUGAUCAGCUCCUGUGCGGAGUGAAGUGGCGCGGAUCCGCCACGGACCCGGAGCUCACCAAUCAAAUGACACUUCGUGACCAGCAUCAACUCCUCCUACCCACUGUAGUGAUAACAACGCUGCCCGGCUCCGGGUCGGACAUCCUUAAGCACCUUUUCUACAACAAUACAGACUUUGUCUACCUACGCAUCCCCACAGAACACUUGGAUAUACCUGAAACAGAGUUUGAGUUUGACUCUUUAGUAGAUGCUUGUGAAUGGACACGCUCAGAAGCCCAGUACGGGCGUUUUAAAAUGAUUCAGGGCUGGCUGCAUUCACUGGUCCACAACACGCACUUAUUCCUGCAAAAUAUCCCACUCCAUGACACCGGCCACAUGAAACCGGCCCAAAGAGUCAGUUUCUCCCAGGACAAGAGGAAGAGACUGAGGAGACGAGAGUCCAGGGCUGAAAUGAAAGGACGGGUGCGAGUCGACAGGGAUGUGGAGUAUGUGAGAGAGCUGAGGAGACACACGGUGGACUACCCUAAUGCCCGUGUCGUCCUGAAUCUGUGCAGCGGCAGCUGGGCUCUCAAGCUGCCCUUUCUCCAAGAAGUCAUCGGCCCAUCUCUGAGGGCCAUCUAUGUCGUCAGGGACCCUCGUGCGUGGGUUUAUCUGAUGCUGUAUAAUAGCAAACCUAGCCUUUACUCGCUCAAGAACAUUCCUCAGCAUCUGUCCCUCAUUUUCAAACAAGACACGGUCAGCGACAGGUGUCCGACCGCAUCCGCAGCCGAGUUCAGAACGCUGUGGCACCUCAUAUCCCGUUCAGAGACCAGUCCUGUGUUGUUGCUGGCUCACCUGUGGCUUGCUCACACGGCCGCCGUCCUCAGAGUCACAUCUACCUUAUCUGAAGAGUCCUAUCUUCAGGUCAGGUUUGAGGAUGUCGUAAAUUAUCCUCAAGACACAGCCGAGAAGAUACACUCCUUCCUUGGAGUCCCCGUAUCUCCUUCGGCCCUGAAUCAGCUCAUGUUCACCACCUCCACAAACUUGUAUAACUUGAUGUACGAAGGGGACAUAUCACCAGCCAACAUCAACAUAUGGAGGCGAAACAUGCCAAGGAGAGACAUCAGACUCAUCGAGAACACGUGUGGAUUCCUGAUGAGGCAGCUCGGGUAUCACAGGUUCACUGAUUAAUUAGCUGCCGGGCAGCUGUUGUCCUCAAUCCAUGUAUCUGAUUGAUCCGUUUGAGAUUUGUGUUGUAUUUUUUGCACAAAUUUGGGUUGCAAAACCAAGUAAAGUGAAAACGAAAGAAAUAGGCACACGAAUUGAAUGUCAGUCUGUGAUUCUGCACCAUGUCCAAUCUAACAUGUCAUUUUGUACUUUACAAUGCCUUCAGGAUACAGUAAGAUAAAAUGUUUUAAAGUCUCUUCUGCUCACCAAGGCUGCAUAUAUUUCAUCAAAAAUACAGUAAAAACAGUAAUGUUGUGAAAUAUUGCACACUAAAAUAGCUGGUUUCUAUGUGGAUAUAUUGUUAAAAACAUUUUUAAUUGUAAAAAUAUUUCACAAUAGUUUUUGUAUUUUUGAUCAAAUAAAUGCAGGCUUGGUGAGCAGAAGAGACUUCUUUUAAAAACAUUAAAAAAUCUUACCAAUUUAA